Molecule: messenger RNA, 7929 nt
Organism: Leopardus geoffroyi (Geoffroy's cat)
Lineage: Eukaryota; Metazoa; Chordata; Mammalia; Carnivora; Felidae
Gene: DOP1A
Product: DOP1 leucine zipper like protein A
Exons: 39
Coding region: 179-7636 (2485 amino acids)
Biological process (GO): Golgi to endosome transport
Cellular component (GO): trans-Golgi network; endosome
Source: RefSeq, a predicted model, not a curated record
CGGCGUGGGCGCGGGCGCGGUGCACGCUGGGAGCUGUCACUAGGCCCUUCGGCUCCCGGCCUCCGCGUCGUUGCCGCGGUUGCCAGGAGAGCGGCGCCGGCGGGGAGCGGCCGAGCCCACGGCAGGUGAUGAUUUUACAUGACUUUGGAACUGGUCUCUAGUGGAACGCUGUGGGAGGAUGAACACAGAAGAGCUGGAGUUACUGAGUGACUCCAAAUACAGAAACUAUGUAGCCGCAAUUGACAAAGCACUAAAGAAUUUUGAAUAUUCCAGUGAAUGGGCAGAUUUGAUAUCGGCACUUGGAAAACUUAAUAAGGUUUUACAAAAUAAUGCAAAGUACCAGGUAGUACCCAAAAAGCUGACUAUAGGCAAACGCCUAGCUCAAUGCCUACAUCCAGCAUUACCAGGUGGAGUUCAUCGAAAGGCACUUGAAACAUAUGAAAUUAUCUUUAAAAUCAUUGGACCCAAGAGACUUGCCAAAGAUCUUUUUUUAUACAGUUCUGGAUUAUUUCCUCUUCUUGCAAAUGCUGCCAUGUCUGUGAAACCAACAUUGCUAAGUUUGUAUGAGAUAUAUUACCUGCCUUUGGGUAAAACACUGAAGCCUGGUCUACAAGGAUUGCUAACUGGUAUUCUGCCUGGCUUAGAAGAAGGAUCGGAGUACUACGAGAGAACAAACACUUUGCUGGAGAAGGUUGCUGCUGCAGUGGACCAGUCUGCGUUCUAUAGUGCCCUCUGGGGGAGUCUUCUCACCAGUCCUGCCGUGCGUUUACCAGGAAUCACAUACGUUCUCGCCCAUUUGAACAGAAAGCUUUCCAUGGAAGAUCAACUUUAUAUAAUUGGCAGUGAUAUUGAGCUAAUGGUAGAAGCAGUAAGUACUUCCGUGCAGGACUCAAGUGUACUUGUACAGAGAAGCACACUGGACCUCAUACUCUUCUGUUUUCCCUUCCACAUGAGUCAGGCCACUCGACCAGAUAUGAUCAGGAUCUUGUCAGCAGCUCUUCAUGUAGUACUGAGGAGGGAUAUGUCCCUGAACCGAAGACUUUAUGCAUGGCUUCUGGGUUUUGAUAACAACGGUGCUAUCAUAGGACCCAGAAGCACAAGACACAGUAAUCCUGAAGAACAUGCUACUUACUAUUUCACUACCUUUUCAAAAGAAUUGUUGGUCCAGGCAAUGGUGGGCAUCUUACAAGUGAAUGGAUUUGGAGAAGAGAGCACUUUAAUGCAGGAUCUAAAACCUUUUCGUAUUUUAAUCAGUUUACUUGACAAACCUGAGCUAGGACCUGUAAUUCUGGAAGAUGUCCUAAUUGAAGUAUUUAGAACAUUAUAUUCCCAAUGCAAAGCAGAAUUGGAUCUUCAAUUGGAACCACCCUUCAGCAAGGAUCAUGCUCAGUUAAGCAGUAAAUUAAGGGAAAAUAAGAAAACAGCAGAGCUGAUUAAAACUGCCAACCUUCUCUUUAAUUCCUUUGAGCCUUAUUAUAUGUGGGAUUACGUUGCACGUUGGUUUGAAGAAUGUUGUAGGAGGACACUGCAUGCCAGACUUCAGAUUGGGCCUGGAGAUAGUAGUGAGUCAUCUGAGUUACAGCUGACCAAUUUCUGCUUACUGGUGGAUUUUUUGUUGGAUAUAGUUUCUUUGCCUACUAGAAGUAUGAGGGUGUUGUGUCAGGAGACUUAUAUUGAAAUCCAGACUGAACACUUGCCCCAGUUGCUCCUCAGGAUGAUUUCUGCCCUGACAAGCCAUCUCCAGACAUUACACUUGUCUGAACUCACAGAUUCACUCAGGCUCUGCUCAAAGAUCCUUAGCAAGGUGCAACCUCCACUCUUGUCUGCCAGCACUGGAGGUGUGUUGCAGUUUUCAAGUGGGCAGAACAACUCAGUCAAAGAAUGGGAAGACAAAAAGGUGUCAUCAGUGUCUCUUGAAAAUCCUACUGAAGUAUUUGAAGAUGGAGAAAACCCACCAAGCAGUCGAUCAUCAGAGAGUGGAUUUACUGAGUUUAUACAGUAUCAAGCAGACCGAAGUGAUGAUAUCGACAGAGACCUGAGUGAGGGGCAGGGGACAGCUGCCAUUCCCAUCGGUAGCACAUCCUCUGAGACCGAAACGGCCUCCACCGUAGGAUCUGAAGAAACCAUCAUCCAGGCCCCUUCCAUAGUCACCCAGGGGACAGCACCCCGAAGUGGGAAGACAGCCCAAAAAACUGCAAUGCAAUGUUGCUUGGAGUAUGUCCAGCAGUUUCUCACUAGACUUAUCAACCUCUACAUCAUUCAGGGCAACUCUUUUUCUCAGGCUUUGGCUACAGAGCAUUCAGGGGAUCUCAGUAGAGAGCAAGAAGAGACUUCAAAAUGGGAUAGGGAUUCCCAUGGAGAUGUAAAGGAGAGAAACAUAAGUAAACAGAAAACUUCAAAAGAAUACCUUUCCGCCUUCCUUUCUGCCUGCCAGCUCUUCCUGGAGUGCUCCAGUUUCCCAGUUUACAUUGCUGAGGGGAACCAUACUUCAGACCUACAUUCUGAGAAGUCUGAGACUGACUGGGAGCACGUGCAGCCUCCGCUGUGGCUCCAGACCCUGAUGAACGCUUGCAGCCAAGCAAGCGAUUUCAGUGUGCAGAGUGUUGCUAUUUCAUUAGUCAUGGACCUGGUGGGACUCACUCAGUCUGUGGCCAUGGUCACUGGGGAGAACAUCAACAGUGUGGAGCCUGCACAGCCCUUAAGUCCAAACCAGGGAAGAGUGGCGGUAGUUAUUAGACCUCCCCUCACUCCAGGCAAUCUGAGAUACAUUGCUGAGAAGACUGAAUUUUUCAAGCAUGUAGCUUUAACAUUGUGGGAUCAGCUGGGAGAUAGGACACCUCAGCACCAUCAGAAAAGUGUGGAACUGUUUUAUCAACUACAUAACUUGGUUCCUUCUUCUAGCAUCUGUGAGGAUGUUAUAAGUCAGCAGUUAACCCAUAAAGAUAAGAAAAUAAGGAUGGAAGCACAUGCAAAGUUUGCAGUUCUUUGGCAUCUGACAAGGGAUCUCCAUAUAAAUAAGUCGUCAUCUUUUGCACGUUCUUUUGACAGGUCACUGUUCAUCAUGUUAGAUAGCCUUAACAGUCUCGAUGGUUCUACCAGCUCUGUGGGACAAGCCUGGCUGAACCAAGUGCUACAAAGACAUGAUAUUGCAAGAGUUUUGGAACCAUUGCUAUUGCUCCUGCUUCAUCCCAAAACUCAGAGGGUUUCAGUGCAGCGUGUACAAGCAGAACGCUAUUGGAAUAAGGCUCCCUAUUAUCCCGGAGAAGAGAGUGACAAGCAUUUCAUGCAAAAUUUUGCCUGCAGCAAUGUAAGCCAAGUACAACUCAUUGCAUCUAAAGGAAGUGGUGAAAAGCCACUCACUAUGGACGAAAUAGAGAACUUUAGUCUCACUGUUAAUCCAUUGAGUGACAGACUUUCCCUUCUAAGUACCAGCAGUGAGACAAUUCCAAUGGUUGUAUCUGAUUUUGAUCUUCCAGACCAACAGAUAGAAGUACUUCAGAGUUCCGACUCUGGAUGCUCACAGUCCUCUGCUGGGGACAACUUGAGUUACGAAGUAGAUCCUGAAAAUGUGAACGCCCAAGAAGAUUGUCAAGUGCCAGGUGCAAGCUCCCCAGAUGAUGAUGUUCAGCAGGUAGUGUUUGACCUGAUAUGUAAAGUCGUAAGUGGCCUCGAAGCAGAAUCUGCAUCAUUGACAUCUCAGUUAGAAAUGGAAGCUGUGCCCCCAGAGCAUAGUGAUGUAGGUCCAGGCGAGGAGGCCCUUAAAACUGACGAGCAGUCUGCUCCGCAGGGUCAGAGUGCUUUGCUGAGUAACGACAGUUCUCAGUUGCUGGCUGUGUCUGCAGAGGGAGGCCGUGAGUGUGUGGCAAAUGGAAUCUCCAGAAAUAGUUCCUCACCUUGUAUUUCAGGAACCACACAGAUUCUCCAGGACUCUAAUGUUGCUUCCAUAGAAACUAAAUCCAGGCAGAGGAGUCACAGCAGUAUUCAGUUCAGCUUCAAAGAAAAAUUAUCAGAAAAAGUCUCCGAGAAAGAGACCAUUGUUAAGGAGUCAGGUAAACAACCGGGAGCAAAACCUAAAGUAAAACUUGCCAGAAAAAAGGAUGAUGACAAGAAAAAAGCUUCAAAUGAAAAACUCAAACAAACCAGUGUAUUCUUCAGCGAUGGUUUGGAUUUAGAGAACUGGUACAGCUGUGGAGAAGGAGAGAUUUCUGAAAUUGAGAGUGAUAUGGGUUCUCCAGGAUCACGGAAAUCGCCCCAUUUCAACAUCCACCCACUCUAUCAGCAUGUGCUUCUGUAUCUCCAGUUGUAUGAUUCAUCAAGGACUCUGUAUGCUUUUUCUGCCAUCAAAGCCAUCUUGAAAACUAACCCUAUUACUUUUGUAAAUGCCAUUUCAACCACUAGUGUAAAUAAUGCAUAUACCCCUCAGUUGUCUCUGCUUCAGAAUCUCUUGGCCAGACACCGGAUUUCUGUUAUGGGCAAAGACUUUUAUAGUCACAUUCCAGUAGACUCUAAUCAUAACUUCCGGAGUUCUAUGUAUAUAGAAAUUCUUAUUUCCCUCUGCUUAUAUUACAUGAGAAGCCAUUACCCAACUCACGUCAAGGUCACUGCACAAGAUUUAAUAGGCAAUCGAAACAUGCAGAUGAUGAGCAUAGAAAUUUUGACACUUCUCUUUACUGAGCUGGCAAAAGUAAUAGAAAGCUCAGCAAAGGGUUUCCCUAGUUUUAUCUCUGACAUGUUAUCUAAGUGCAAAGUUCAGAAAGUGAUUCUUCACUGUUUGCUGUCAUCUAUCUUUAGUGCACAGAAAUGGCAUAGUGAGAAAAUGGCAGGUAAAAACAUGGUUGCCGUGGAAGAAGGUUUCUCAGAAGACAGCCUUAUCAAUUUCUCAGAGGAUGAAUUUGACAAUGGCAGCACACUCCAGUCACAGCUUCUUAAAGUGCUUCAGAGGCUCAUUGUUCUAGAACACCGGGUAAUGACUAUCCCCGAAGAGAAUGAAACGGGUUUCGAUUUCGUCGUAUCUGACCUGGAACACAUCAAUCCCCAUCAGCCCAUGACUUCUCUUCAGUAUUUGCAUGCUCAGCCAAUUACAUGUCAAGGCAUGUUCCUCUGUGCAGUAAUACGAGCUUUGCAUCAACACUGUGCUUGUAAGAUGCACCCACAGUGGAUUGGUUUAAUCACAUCUACUCUGCCUUACAUGGGAAAAGUUCUACAGAGAGUGGUUGUUUCUGUGACACUACAGCUUUGCAGAAAUUUAGAUAAUCUAAUUCAGCAGUACAAAUAUGAAACAGGAUUAUCUGAUAGUAGGCCUCUCUGGAUGGCAUCAAUCAUUCCACCAGAUAUGAUUCUUACUCUUUUAGAAGGGAUCACAGCCAUUAUUCAUUACUGUUUGUUGGAUCCUACUACUCAGUAUCACCAACUUUUGGUCAACGUAGACCAAAAACACUUGUUUGAAGCCCGCAGUGGAAUCCUCUCCAUCCUUCACAUGAUCAUGUCCUCUGUGACUUUGCUCUGGAGCAUCCUGCAUCAGGCUGAUUCCUCAGAAAAGAUGGCUGUUGCUGCCUCUGCGUCUGUCACCACUAUUAAUCUUGGAGCCACAAAGAACUUGAGACAACAGAUCCUUGAAUUAUUGGGUCCCAUUUCAAUGAAUCAUGGUGUUCAUUUUAUGGCUGCUAUUGCAUUUGUGUGGAAUGAAAGAAGACAAAACAAAACGACCACCAGGACCAAGGUCAUCCCUGCGGCCAGUGAAGAGCAGCUCUUACUAGUAGAACUGGUUCGCUCCAUCAGUGUCAUGAGAGCAGAAACCGUUAUGCAGACCGUGAAAGAAGUUUUAAAGCAGCCCCCAGCCAUAGCCAAGGACAAGAAACACCUUUCUUUGGAAGUCUGCAUGCUUCAGUUUUUCUAUGCUUAUAUUCAAAGAAUUCCAGUGCCCAAUUUAGUGGAUAGCUGGGCAUCAUUGUUGAUACUUCUGAAAGACUCCAUACAACUGAGUCUUCCAGCCCCAGGGCAGUUUCUUAUACUUGGGGUUCUGAAUGAGUUCAUUAUGAAAAACCCUACUUUGGAAAAUAAGAAAGACCAAAGAGACCUUCAGGAUGUGACUCAUAAAAUAGUGGAUGCAAUUGGUGCCAUUGCUGGUUCCUCUUUAGAACAGACAACAUGGCUGCGACGAAAUCUUGAAGUUAAGCCUUCUCCCAAAAUAAUGGUGGAUGGGACCAAUUUGGAAUCUGAUGUUGAAGAUAUGUUAUCACCUGCAAUGGAAACCUCAAACAUAACUCCUUCUGUAUAUAGUGUCCAUGCACUGACAUUACUUUCUGAGGUUUUGGCUCAUCUUUUGGAUAUGGUUUUCUAUAGUGAUGAGAAGGAACGGGUUAUUCCUUUACUUGUAAAUAUUAUGCAUUAUGUUGUACCCUACCUCCGAAAUCACAGUGCACAUAAUGCUCCUAGUUAUCGAGCCUGCGUCCAGCUGCUUAGUAGUCUUAGUGGGUAUCAGUACACACGGAGAGCUUGGAAAAAAGAAGCCUUUGACCUCUUUAUGGAUCCCAGUUUCUUUCAGAUGGACGCCUCUUGUGUUAAUCAUUGGAGAGCAAUAAUGGACAAUCUGAUGACACAUGAUAAGACAACAUUUAGAGACUUGAUGACUCGUGUAGCUGUGGCUCAGAGCAGUUCACUUAAUCUCUUUGCAAACCGUGAUGUGGAGCUAGAGCAAAGAGCCAUGCUUCUCAAAAGAUUAGCAUUUGCUAUUUUUAGCAGUGAAAUUGACCAGUACCAGAAAUAUCUUCCAGAUAUACAAGAGAGAUUGGUUGAGAGUCUCCGUUUGCCCCAGGUGCCAACUCUUCACUCUCAAGUGUUUCUGUUCUUCAGAGUAUUACUUUUAAGAAUGUCUCCACAACAUCUUACCUCACUCUGGCCUACCAUGAUUACAGAACUUGUACAGGUAUUUUUACUGAUGGAGCAGGAACUCACUGCUGAUGAAGAUAUUUCACGGACUUCAGGCCCCUCUGUGGCUGGUCUGGAGACAACCUACACAGGAGGUAAUGGCUUUUCUACUUCAUAUAACAGCCAGCGAUGGUUAAACCUCUAUCUAUCUGCUUGCAAAUUUUUGGAUUUGGCUCUGGCGUUGCCCUCCGAAAAUCUUCCUCAGUUUCAGAUGUACCGAUGGGCCUUUAUCCCAGAAGCCUCCGAUGAUUCGGGUUUGGAAGUCCGAAGGCAGGGCAUACAUCAACGAGAAUUUAAACCUUAUGUAGUUCGACUAGCAAAACUUCUUCGGAAAAGGGCAAAGGACAAGGAGGAGGACUUUAAGACAGUGAUUUUGGAGGGAUUGGAGAUGGCCAAGCAUCAGAAAAACCCAGAGGAAGACAACUCAGGGAGAACGUUGGGUUGGGAGCCGGGGCACUUGCUGCUUACCAUCUGCACUGUGCGCAGUAUUGAGCAGCUGCUGCCAUUCUUCAAUGUACUCAGCCAAGUCUUCAACAGCAAAGUCACCAGCCGAUGUGUAGGACACUCAGGGAGCCCCAUCCUCUACUCAAACACCUUCCCGAAUAAGGACAUGAAACUGGAAAACCACAAACCCUUUUCCAGCAAAGCCAGGCAAAAAAUAGAAGAGAUGGUAGAAAAAGAUUUUCUGGAAGGGGUCAUAAAAACUUGAAGCACCACAAGUGGUUCCAUUUAGUUAAAUGUAAUUAUUUAAAACAAACAUUGCUCUGAGUUGUAUAGGGUUUUUUUCUUUUUUGUAUGUAACAAAACACAUUUCAGGUUGUAUUUAAUUUAAAUAUUUGUAAAUAAGAGCAAAUGUCUGAAUGUGGCCUGAAUCAAGUUUAAAUAUUGUUGGCUCAUAUUGAUUAUGGUGCCUAAGAGAGAUCUAUAUAUACAUAUAUAGUCCAUUGUUUUAUUGUCCUGAGUUGUCUUAAACCUGCAAAAUACACACUGCACAUUUUUUGC